Messenger RNA from Lolium perenne, 1149 nucleotides. RefSeq names its product cysteine-rich receptor-like protein kinase 25. Gene Ontology annotation, molecular function: ATP binding; protein kinase activity. Lineage: Eukaryota; Viridiplantae; Streptophyta; Magnoliopsida; Poales; Poaceae. Gene Ontology annotation, biological process: protein phosphorylation. The record is from RefSeq and is a predicted model, not a curated record.
AUGUGCUACGCUGGCGACACCGACUCUGAGUGCCAGGACUGCCUCGAUCGCGCACCCGAUGGUAUCAUGAAGUUGUGCUCGUACAGCCGGACGGUUCAGGCCGUCUACAACUCUUGCUCCCUCCGAUACUCUGAUGAGUCAUUCUUCUCCGUUGCUGACCUCUCCAUUGUUGACAUAGCUGAUCUUUCCAUCAUGCCCCAGGUCGAACAAACCCCUUACCGACCUUGGAACCACAUAGGCCCUGAUCAAACUUGGUACGAUGGAGGCGUACUUGUAGGGCACGUCGUGGACACGGUUGGCUUCAGCCAAACAAGGCUCAAGCUUAUUCAUCGGCUCACGGUGAAGGCCACCCAAGCGGCUGUGCGGAUCGCGGAGGGCACACAACCGUUCACUGGCAUGCAGUUGUUGCAGGCGGUGGUGCAGUGCACGAGGGAUCUGCCACCGAGCGAGUGCACACGCUGCCUCUCCUACUACACCGAUCAGCUGCCACGACUGUUCCCAAACAACACCGGCGGCGCCAUCAAAGGGUCGAGCUGCUACCUGCGGUACGCUGUCCUCGCAGAAAAACCGCGGACCAUGCAGGUGCGGAUGGAGAGAUACCUAUAUAGCGAGAAAUAUCGCAGAGAACAUGAGAAGCAGAUCACCAAGAAUGAAAAGUACCGUGAGGAGUACCGCAGAGAACGACGACGAAAUGUGGCCAUCGUUACCAUCCUUUUCACCAUCUCUAUGGUGCCAGUGGUGUGCCUGAUCGGCACGUUGGUUCGGUUCUUGAGUUACAGGUGGCUAUAUUGGAUGGCGGCCGCCAGGGUUGCCGUGAGAUCAGACCUAGAAAGUCUUGCGAAAGUGAUGGCUUACUAUCGCGGCAAAAGCAUAUACGAAGAUGAGUUCGAGCAAGGUACUGGACCCCGACGGUUCACAUAUGAUGAGCUUGUGGCUGCCACCAACGGCUUCUCCAGCCAGAACAAGCUAGGCGAAGGAGGCUUCGGGUGUGUGUACUGGGGAUUCCUCAACGAGUUGAAUCUUCACAUCGCAGUGAAGAAAGUGUCCAAGAGCUCUCGUCAGGGCUGGAAGGAGUUUGUUUCAGAGGUGAGGAUCAUCAGCCGGCUCCGGCAUCGAAACCUUGUGCAGCUCCUUGGAUUUUUUCGAUAA